This is a messenger RNA of Ambispora leptoticha, 1587 nucleotides long. Lineage: Eukaryota; Fungi; Glomeromycota; Glomeromycetes; Archaeosporales; Ambisporaceae. The record is from the annotation of a GenBank genome assembly.
AUGUCACCACACAACGAGCAAUUCACUUCUGAAAUUCCCGCAGCGCCCACUACUGUUAGGGUGAAUUCGCCUAACGUUCAUUACACUAACACCCAUAUCUACGCCGACUACGUCUACAACAACGCCACUAUUCAAACCAACCCUGACGGCACUGUUGAUGUCAACCCUACAGAAACUAGAUAUCAUUUUAAAACUGACUUGAAAAUUCCACGAGUUGGAUUAAUGAUGGUAGGAUGGGGCGGAAACAAUGGAUCCACUCUAACCGCCAGUAUUAUCGCCAAUCGUCGUGGAAUCUCUUGGCGUACCAAAGACGGCAUCAAAACUCCCAAUUACUUUGGUUCUGUUGUACAGGCGUCAACCUUGAAACUCGGCGUCGACGCGAAGGGCAAUGAUAUGUAUAUCCCAUUCAGUCAAAUUCUCCCGAUGGUGCAUCCAAAUGAGUUAGUUCUCGGUGGUUGGGACAUCAGCUCUCUCAAUCUUGCUCAAGCCAUGGAACGCGCCAAAGUUCUUGACUAUGAUCUUCAACGUCAAGUAGCGUCCGAACUCGAGCUUCUUAAACCUUUGCCAUCUAUCUAUUAUCCAGACUUUAUCGCCGCGAAUCAGAGUGAUCGUGCCGAUAAUUUGAUUCCAGGCACCAAUAAAAAAGAACAUCUUGAACAUAUUCGUAACGACAUACGUGAAUUCAAGAGCAUAAAUCGUCUUGACAAAGUUAUCGUGGUGUGGACUGCUAACACCGAACGUUACGCUGAAAUCAUCCCCGGCGUCAAUGAUACCGCUGAUAAUCUUUUGGCUGCCGUUGAAAAAAGUCAUUCGGAAAUCGCGCCAUCCACUAUUUUCGCAUUGGCCUGUAUUCUCGAAAAGACACCCUUCAUUAAUGGGUCUCCGCAAAAUACUUUUGUUCCUGGAUGUAUUGAAUUGGCUGAGCGUGAACGCGUCUAUAUUGGGGGCGAUGAUUUCAAAUCCGGUCAGACUAAAGUAAAGUCGGUGUUGGUUGAUUUCUUGGUGAACGCUGGUAUCAAACCCAUCGGUAUUACUUCCUACAAUCAUCUCGGAAACAACGAUGGCAAGAAUCUAUCAGCUCCGAAGCAAUUCCGUUCCAAAGAGAUUUCAAAAAGUAACGUUGUCGAUGAUAUGGUUGCUGCUAAUCACAUCCUUUAUAAACCUGGAGAACAUCCUGAUCACGUUGUUGUGAUCAAAUACGUUCCGUCUGUCGGCGACUCUAAACGUGCUUUGGACGAAUAUUUCUCGGAAAUCUUUAUGGGAGGUAAAAAUACGAUCUCUAUCUAUAAUACAUGUGAAGAUUCGCUUUUGGCGUCCCCGCUCAUCUUGGACUUGGUAAUCAUUACCGAGCUGAUGACCCGUAUUGAAUAUCGCAUAGAAGGCAUGGCAAACUUUGCCCCGUUCGAUUCGGUUCUCUCCAUUUUGAGCUUUAUGCUUAAAGCGCCCCUUGUUCCAUCUGGCACGCCCGUGGUUAACGCGUUGAGCAAACAACGCAUGGCUAUGGAGAAUCUGUUCCGUGCUUGUAUUGGAUUGUCGCCUCAAAAUGACAUGUUGUUGGAACAUAAGGCUCCUUUCAUUCAAGUUUAG